Molecule: messenger RNA, 2153 nt
Organism: Macadamia integrifolia
Lineage: Eukaryota; Viridiplantae; Streptophyta; Magnoliopsida; Proteales; Proteaceae
Product: MDIS1-interacting receptor like kinase 2-like
Exons: 2
Coding region: 51-2042 (663 amino acids)
Biological process (GO): protein phosphorylation
Molecular function (GO): protein kinase activity; ATP binding; protein binding
Source: RefSeq, a predicted model, not a curated record
UAGAAUUGGGAGAAAACUAUUUCUCUGGUAGUCUCCCACAAGGGCUAUGCAUGAAUGGAUCACUUCAAAACUUCACUGCAUUUAACAACCAUUUCAUAGGUGUUCUUCCAAAAGGCUUCAAAAACUGCACAAGCUUAGUUAGAGUUCGACUUGAAAAUAACCAACUUGUUGCAAACUUAUCAGAAGACUUCGGGGUUUAUGAGAAGCUGAAUUACAUUGAUUUGAGCAAUAAUCAAUUGCAUGGUGAACUUUCAUCAACCUGGGGACAGUGCCAAAACCUGCAAGCUCUAAAGAUGGCUGGGAAUAAUAUUACUGGUAAGAUACCUACAGAGCUUGGGAUGUUAAAUCAACUGCAUGUCCUUGACCUUUCUUCAAAUUACCUGGUGGGAGAAAUUCCCAAGGAAUUUGGUGAGCUGAUAUCUUUGCUGCAUCUCAAUCUUAGUGACAACCAACUUACUGGGAGUUUACCAUUAGAAGUCGGAAGGCUAUACAGCCUACAAAAUCUUGACUUGUCAACAAACAGCUUGAGUGGACAAAUACCAAAAGAAAUAGGGAACUGCUCCAACUUAUUAUAUCUGGAUCUAAGCAACAACAGUUUGAAUGGAAGCAUUCCAUUUCAAAUUGGCAAUUUGGUUUACCUUCAACUUUUAUUGGAUCUAAGUCAAAACAGGCUCAGUGGAGAGAUACUGUCACAGUUUAAAAAUUUAGAAAACUUGGAAAAGUUAAAUCUCUCCCAUAAUCAACUCUCAGGUACCAUUUUUUCUGCGUUCGAUGGAAUGUUUAGUUUGACAUCCAUUGACAUAUCUUACAACGAGUUCGAGGGUCCACUUCCGAACAACAGAGCCUUUCAAAAUGCCACAAUAGAAGACUUAAGAAACAACAAGGCACUCUGUGGCAAUGCAAAGGGUCUGGAACCUUGCAAACCAUCCUUGUCUAAAGGAAAAAAAGCAAAACCAGACCACAAAGUCCUGAUUGCUGUAAUGGUUCCAUUGUUAGGUGUGCUAUUUCUUCUGUUUGCAGUUGUCACCGCUUGUCUUGUCCACCGAAAGGUAAGAAUCGUUGAGACAAAACAAAGAACACCACCACAUGAUAUGGAUCUAUUUUCAAUAUGGAAUUACAAUGGAAGAAUUGUGUAUCAAGAAAUUAUUGAAGCAACUGAGGAUUUUGAUGCUAAAUAUUGCAUUGGGAUGGGAGGAUAUGGAAGUGUAUACAUAGCAAAGCUGUCAACAGAUCAAGUGGUAGCUGUCAAAAAGAUUCACCAACCAUUACAGGAUGAGUGUGAGAAUGCCAACAUACAAACAUUUAGAAAUGAGAUUUCUGCAUUAACAAAACUGCGACACAGAAACAUUGUGAAGCUAUAUGGUUUUUGUUCAUCUGCACAACACUCCCUUUUGGUUUAUGAGUAUUUUGAGAGAGGAAGUUUGGCUAAGAUCCUCAACAACAAUGAGCUUGCAUCAGAAAUGGAUUGGAUAAGAAGAGUUAAUGUUAUUAAAGGUAUGGCAAAUGCUUUAUCUUACAUGCACCAUGAUUGUUCACCACCGAUCAUUCACCGCGACAUAACGAGCAACAAUGUUUUGCUGGAUGAAGAAUAUGAGUCACAUGUGUCUGACUUUGGCACUGCUCGACUUCUAAAGCCCGAUUCAUCCAAUUGGACUUCUCAAGCGGGUACGUGUGGAUAUGUUGCUCCAGAGCUUGCCUACACGAUGAAGGUGACCCGAAAAUGUGACGUUUAUAGCUUUGGGGUACUAACAUUAGAAGUGCUUAUGGGAACACAUCCAAGUGAACUCAUCUCUACACUAUUAUCACCAUCAUACUCAGAACUGUCAUCACCAAAGCAAAUGAUGCUAUUGAGAAAUGUGUUGGAUAAACGACCCUUCCCUCCCACGACUGAAAUGGUUGAAGAACUCAUAAUUGUUAUAAAGCUAGCAAUCUCAUGCUUAGCCACUAGUCCACAAUCUCGACCUGACAUGCACUAUGUGUCUGAGAAAGUAGAAACAAUCAUCUUGAAGCCAUCUUUUGCCUUGCGAAAUGCUUCGUGCUGAUGACGUUCUGAAUAUUCAAAGAAGAAAUCAGGUUCCUUUGUAAGUUAUUGUUUGAUGAUUUCUACAUUUCUCUAGUUUGCUUUGUAUUGGGUGGCAUCCUUUUUCUGUGUA